AUGGGUAAGGAUGGCAUGGCUAGCAAUGGCGGUGCAGAAAGCGGGGACAGUGCGCUUGGUGGUAAGCAGCGGCAAUGGACCCGUUGCCUCGAAGGUGUUUCGGGCGACCAACGUUGCAACUUCCUGACGAUUGUUAUGGGGCGCUGCAUGGUAGUGAACCACAAUAGUGGGGGCGCGCACCAGAAACUUGCUUCCAGGACAUGGUCCUGCCGACUUCCAAGGCGCCAGCCGGGAGGGGCAGCGGCUGCGCAGAGAGAAAAACCCCGCCGGACGUGGUUGCGGCUCUGGCACAGAGGCAGUUCUCGUAUUUUUAGCGAGCGACCGUCCUGGAGACGGAGCGGGGUUUCAGGGGCCGCUGCAGCUCAAGGCGCUGAGACUGCCGCGUUGGCGCACUCUGUGAUCAUCAACAAGUUCUCCAGCUCGCUGAAUGUGCAACAAGAGCCCCAUCGUCAACCCGCGAAGGCAGCUGGUUCCCGUGUGUGCGCGCGCUGCCGAGGAAAGGCUCUUGCUCCAACGGGCGUGCGGUCUCGCACUGCCCUCGGGAGCCGCUCAACCCGCGCGCGGUGCUGACGUCAGUAUGACGUUGGCCGCCAGACGAGACCGCAGGGCGAUGGGGGCGUCGAGGCCAUCUUCCACAAACACAACGGCCAAGGCACGCCGCCAAGAAGCAGUUCUUGAGUCUGGUGGCCGACCACGUGCGACCACCUGGCGUAGAUAGUCCGGGCGCACUGGGCCGGAAGUGCGACGAAGGACCCAGACGGUGGAUAGUUCGACGGGAGAGGGUGUGGCACACCGUUGAUGUUGUAGCGCUAAAAAAGCGAGGAAAAGGAAACGGUGAAGAAGCCUGCCUGUGUGUUUAAGUCUCCGCCUGGAACGGCUGCUUAUUGUCUUCGUUUUCGGAUCAGGCAGCCGAUUGUAGAACCAUUGUUGACACCCAUAUCAUGCUACAGGCGCGUGUUGUGGGCUUAUGGAUUACGGUGGCUGGACGCGGAGCCCUUUUCAAGGCUCCGUAAGCAUGUCCGAUAUCGAUCUUGGACAUAUAUUCCAGAUUUGGAAUGCAUAAAUUUGAUCGCUUGGCAGGGCUCGGGCUCUGACCCCUAGACCC
This is a messenger RNA of Klebsormidium nitens, 1105 nucleotides long. Lineage: Eukaryota; Viridiplantae; Streptophyta; Klebsormidiophyceae; Klebsormidiales; Klebsormidiaceae. The record is from the annotation of a GenBank genome assembly.